AUGACGGGCAGCUACAGCCACGGCGGCGACGAGACGGCCCGCGAGUACUUUCACCACUCCUCUGGCCAGCGCGUCAACACCGAUAUCGUGCUUGUCGAAGCCCUUCGCAGCCAGUACCGCAAUCUCGAUCUCGUCAUUGUGCCCGAUCGCGGUGCCAGCCUCCUCACAUACGCCUCCGCCGGCCAUGCCUCGAUCACGCCACUCGAAGACCCCGUCAAAGAUCCUGUAUACAGCGGAGCCAUAAAAUGGCGCCAGUACAUUCCGCCAUCGCGGAGAUUGGACCCCAGCCCGGGCGCGUAUGCCGAGCACGUUGUGUUUGGCAAAUACCUAUACAAGUGGAAUGACCAAGAGCUCAUCCUAUACGUUGCCAAUGGCAGGGAUGGACAGAGCUCGUAUCCUACGAUAACGAACCAAUACAUCCUCACACGGGAUACCCACAGGGUCGACGAGUUGAUCAAGGAGGCGACACUGUGGGCCCAAGAACUUCACAACGAAGUCUGGGUGUUCGACCAAGGCUACUGGCAAAAGAGCCAUGAGCUCUGGCAGUCUGUGCAGAAGAGCCGUUGGGAAGAUGUUAUACUUGAGGAGGGGAUGAAGAAGCAGAUUAUUAGUGAUGUGGAAAACUUCUUCGACGGACGAGAGACGUACCAGAAUCUGAAGGUUCCUUGGAAGCGAGGAAUCAUCUACUAUGGCCCACCUGGAAACGGCAAGACUAUCAGCAUCAAAGCUAUGAUGCACAGUCUUUACCAGCGCGGCAUCAACGGUAACAAGAAGCUAUCUGUGCCGACCCUCUACGUGCGCAGUCUCUCCUCCAUUGCAGGCCCAGAAUACGCUCUGCAAGCCAUCUUUAACAAAGCCCGUGCAGUCGCUCCCUGCUACCUCGUAUUCGAAGACCUGGACUCUAUCGUUAAUGAUCGCGUUCGCUCAUACUUCCUUAACGAAGUAGAUGGCCUCAAGUCGAACGACGGUAUUCUGAUGGUUGGCUCAACGAAUCACCUUGAUCGCCUGGACCCGGGUAUCUCGAAGCGACCCAGCAGGUUCGACCGGAAGUACUACUUCCCAGAUCCCGACUACGAACAGCGGGUUCAGUACGCAAAGUACUGGCAGGGCAAGCUGAAGGAUAAUGACGCUGUUGAGUUCCCAGAUGACUUGUGUCCCGCCAUCGCGAAGAUCACCGACAAAUUCUCUUUUGCAUACAUGCAGGAAGCCUUCGUCGCUAGCUUGCUUGUGAUCGCCGCGGGAGGUAACAAGGAUGAGGAGAACCAGCACAUCGCGAAUAACGACCUGCAAGCUCUGCACAGGGCUUUGGCACAAACACUGGGGCACACUGAUCUGGACGAUCUUGUUCUGUGGAAGGAGAUCCAAAAGCAGGUUAAGACCUUGCGCGAGGAAAUGGACGAGAAGAGCGCACAGUCCCAGACUCCUGCUAUGCCGGCACCGCCGCAAGCUCCUCCUGCGCCAGCACAGACUCUAUACCAGUCUAGUCAGGCAGCAGAACAAUUAAGUGAACCAAUACCUCGACGUCAAGCGCGCAGUUACCAGGACGAGUUGGAUGCGAUGAUACAUGAUCCUCUUAGGGUCUCUGCCGAACGUUUGAACGAGGCGCUUCGUCGAUUUGGGAUUUAG
This is a messenger RNA of Didymosphaeria variabile, 1626 nucleotides long. RefSeq lists its product as uncharacterized. The record is from RefSeq and is a predicted model, not a curated record. The transcript has a single exon. Gene Ontology annotation, biological process: protein import into peroxisome matrix. Gene Ontology annotation, molecular function: ATP hydrolysis activity; ATP binding. Gene Ontology annotation, cellular component: cytosol; peroxisomal membrane. Bases 1 to 1626 code for a protein of 541 amino acids. Lineage: Eukaryota; Fungi; Ascomycota; Dothideomycetes; Pleosporales; Didymosphaeriaceae.